Molecule: messenger RNA, 550 nt
Organism: Gymnodraco acuticeps
Lineage: Eukaryota; Metazoa; Chordata; Actinopteri; Perciformes; Bathydraconidae
Gene: hcrt
Product: hypocretin (orexin) neuropeptide precursor
Exons: 2
Coding region: 21-434 (137 amino acids)
Biological process (GO): feeding behavior; neuropeptide signaling pathway
Source: RefSeq, a predicted model, not a curated record
CCCUCCACACAAGCCACGAGAUGCCUUGGUUCCCCUCCAACUUGCAGAAAGCUGGGAUGCAGACGUCUAACAGGAAGGUCCUGGUGCUGGUGGUGAUGCUGCUGCUGUCUCAGCUGGCCUGUGAGGCUCACAGCAUGUCUGAGUGCUGCAGACAGCCGGCCCACUCCUGUCGCCUCUACAUGUUUCUGUGUAGCCCCAGCACCAAUAACCUUGGGAGACCCCUCACAGGGGACACUUCUGCUGGUAUCCUCACUCUGGGCAAACGGAGGGAGGACGAGCAUCGCCUCCAGAGCCGCCUCCACCAGCUCCUCCAGGACUCCAGAAACCAGGCCGCAGGGAUCCUGACGAUGGGCAAGAGGACGGAGGAGAGGCAGUUCAUGGACUGGAUGGCUCAGUCAGGAACUAUCACAACGCCCCUGCCUGUCCUAAGCUAAAUACUCACAUAAAUACUUAUAAUGGAAUCUAUAAAAGACUGGUAAAAAUCAGAACACACCUAUAUGGUGAGUGACAUUACACAGGAUGUGUAUUUUUCUGCUCAUAUUAAAACUAU